Messenger RNA from Dovyalis caffra, 207 nucleotides. NCBI's taxonomy places the organism in Eukaryota, Viridiplantae, Streptophyta, Magnoliopsida, Malpighiales, Salicaceae. The record is from the annotation of a GenBank genome assembly.
AUGGCAGGAGGGCACGGAGACGGCGUCAAUUUCAAGGGCUUAACUGUGCACAAGCCAAAGCGGUGGCAUACAGUCACUGGGAAGGGCUUGUGUGCUGUCAUGUGGUUUUGGGUUUUGUACAGGGCUAAGCAAGAUGGUCCUGUAGUAUUGGGCUGGCGACAUCCGUGGGAGGGCCACGAUGACCACGGCCAUGGGAGUGGACACUAG